Clunio marinus is the source of this 180-nucleotide messenger RNA. The record is from the annotation of a GenBank genome assembly. Lineage: Eukaryota; Metazoa; Arthropoda; Insecta; Diptera; Chironomidae.
AUGAAUGGUCAUCUCCUUACAGUAAAACCCAGUAAUUACCAAGUCUUAAGCUAUUCAGUUGAGUUUGAGUUCCCAAAACUAAGAUAUAGACCUGAACAUUUUAACAUAAAAGCCUAUCAAGUCCAAUCUUCGACUGUGAUUAAUCUGAAAUUUAAAGUUUACGCAAAUCUCACAACAUGA